UGGGACCAUUGUAAUUGUCAAAAGAGAUCAGGACUGUUAUAGGAAGAGAAAGCAAUCCUUAAUCUUCUUUGAAUAUUAUGUCCUGAUAGUUCCUAUGGAACUAUUGACUAGCCUAGUUUCAGUCUGCAGGUUUAUUUCUAUUAUUGCU
This is a messenger RNA of Funneliformis mosseae, 148 nucleotides long. The record is from the annotation of a GenBank genome assembly. Lineage: Eukaryota; Fungi; Glomeromycota; Glomeromycetes; Glomerales; Glomeraceae.